Molecule: messenger RNA, 600 nt
Organism: Dendronephthya gigantea
Lineage: Eukaryota; Metazoa; Cnidaria; Anthozoa; Malacalcyonacea; Nephtheidae
Product: 50S ribosomal protein L28-like
Exons: 1
Coding region: 14-493 (159 amino acids)
Cellular component (GO): mitochondrial large ribosomal subunit
Molecular function (GO): structural constituent of ribosome
Source: RefSeq, a predicted model, not a curated record
CAUUUGACUUGCAAUGGUGUUCUUAAAUUUUCGUUGUAUUUUAUACGGUAAAGUUAUUCCUCCCCGAGCUCAUAAAGGUAUUUACAAUGGAAAAGGUCUAAUGUUUGGAAAUAAACCAACAUUUUCAGAGAAGAAGACGAAGAAAGUAUGGAAACCAAAUGUUCAACGCAAGACAUAUUACAGUGAAAUACUGGAAGAAAAAGUAAAAUAUGAGAUGACAACUUCAGCCAUGAGAGCAAUAGAUAGAGCUGGAGGAUUUGAUAACUAUAUCUUAAAAACUUCAAAUAGGAGCUUGGUUUCUAAAGCUGCUAUUGAUUUGAAGAAGCAAAUGUUAACAGUUCUUGAAAUGAAAGGACGAGGGGAGAACAUUGAAGAUAUUAGAAAGAAAUUGGUGCCACCACCUAAAAUAUCAAAACAUCAGCAUGUGCCAGAGAAAUAUACUAACAGAUUCUAUUUUGAAUGGAAAGGCAGAAAACAUGUUAUUUAUUGUUAACUUUCUCAAUGUUAAGAACUGUACUGUUAUUUUAAAUCCAUAAUCUGUCAAUAAAAUUUAUAAUCUUGAAGAUGCAAAUUCAAGUCCUGCUCAAGACAACAAAUAUU